Molecule: messenger RNA, 354 nt
Organism: Dibothriocephalus latus
Lineage: Eukaryota; Metazoa; Platyhelminthes; Cestoda; Diphyllobothriidea; Diphyllobothriidae
Source: the annotation of a GenBank genome assembly
AUGGUAUCUUUUGAUGUCGUUUCAUUAUUUACAUCUAGCCCUCCGGACCUGACACGCAACGUUCUACGCAAACGACUGGAAGAGAAAUACGAUGAAUCGAGGGGUCGUCUAGAAAUUGACCAUCUAAUGCAUCUGUUCGUCUUCUGUCAAAGAAAUUGUUGCACAUUUAAUGUCCAAACAUACGAGCAGACCAAGGGGACGCCGAUGGGAUCCCCAAUUUCCAGUCUCAUCACAGAACUGGUCUUACAGGAGCUAGAAAAAGUCACCUUCGAUCAGUUUAAGCCGGCAUUAUGGUGCCGAUACGUGGACGACACUUUCGUUAUAAUUGAACGGAGCCGGCUAGCAGACUUCUAA